UUGUCACUUUGUGUUGUUUUUAAGGGGUAAAUAAGGUAUUAUAUAAUGCAUAUUGUUAUGUAACGAGGUGGUUAUGAGUGUGGGGUGUCAAAAUAUAAGGUAGCUAAUGGUUUAAACGUCAUAAAAGGAGGAAGAUAGAGAGGAGGAGAGAAGAGGGAGGUACCCAGCCUGCUACCUAAUGUUGGUGUUGGUUUUGCUGCUAGCCAGCCAGCCAGCCUUCUCUCGACUCUCCCAUUCACCUUCAGCAGCACCCACAAGAAGUAGUUUGUCCUGUCAGAGGGUGGGGUGAUGCCUAAAGCUCUCUGUGCACCAUCUCUGGGCUGCUGAAUCUUCUGAGUCGACAUCACUUCUUCUAGUCUUUGGGAGGAUGGAGAUGGAGAUGGAGAUGGAGUGUUUGCAGUGGGCUAGCAAGUCCUGAUCUUUUUGUAUUUCAUUAACAUGUGUUUCAUGUGUAGGAAUGGGAAGAUGAGAACCUUAUGAAGAAGAAAGCUUUGGACACAAACUGGACUCUCUCAUCAGAGUGGACACCCCCAUCGUGGAUCUUAUUACAUGCCUUUUAAACACAUCCUGUUGAAGACCCCCCUCACUAUCUUUCAACCACUUUUUUUAAUCUUCAUGUCUCCAGGUACAAGUACAGAUCCAAGCUAGUUGGCCCCCCCGUUUUUGUUUUUAAUUUUUUUUACUUUCACCUUUUGUUCCUUUGUAAAGAAAUGCUUUACCUGAAAAAAUACUUCACAGAGGGCCUGAUUCAGUUCACCAUCCUUCUGAGCCUCAUUGGGGUGCGGGUGGACGUUGACACCUAUCUGAGCAAUCAGCUGCCCCCACUGAGAGAGAUCAUCCUGGGCCCUAGCUCAGCCUACACCCAGACACAGUUUCACAACCUGCGCAACACGCUGGACGGCUAUGGCAUCCAUCCAAAGAGUGUGGACCUCGACCAAUUCUUCACCACUCGGCGGCUGCUGAACCAGGUGCGCCAGCUGGAUCGCCUCUCCGUGCCCAGUACCGAGCUCAACACCUGGCUAGUGCAUCGUGACUCAGAGACUGUGGUGUCCACCAGCAGCCAGUCCAGCCCCAGCAUCACCCUGGACAAUGGGGGCGGCCUAGAGGACGUUAACAACCCUGACGCUACCCCGGCCAUGAGGGGAGGAAGCGGAGCACCUGAAUCCACGUACAACCUGAACGCAGCGGACAGCAGCCUGGGAGCCGUGGCCCCAGAGGGCAACCAGGAGCAGGGCAGCAGGGAUGGCAACGACGACCUCACCAAAGAGGACAUUGACUUGAUUGACAUCCUAUGGAGACAGGACAUCGACCUCGGUGCAGGAAGAGAAGUGUUCAACUACAGCAACCGGCAGAAGGAGAGCGAGGAGGAGAAGCCCAACCCACACGAGAACAAAGACGGGAAUGAGGAACAAGAGAGCUGGAGAAAUGGAGUAAACUUGCAAGGUGCUCAGCCGGUGGACGGGGAGACUGGAGAGAGCAUCCCAGAGCAGCUCCCAGGUCUCGGCUCUCAGACUUCACUGUCUCUACAAGAAUGCUUGAGGCUGCUGGAGGCCACUUUCCCUUUUGGAGAAGAAUCGGAGUUUCCAGCUCCGGUUGUCACCCCGGAAACAGUUUCCAAUGAAGGAGUUCCUUCUACGUCUCAGGGUCUUCCUGUGGCUCCACCGCUGCCCCCAGCGGCGGAGCCACAGUUAGACCUGGAGCAGCAGUGGCAGGACAUCAUGGCCAUCAUGGAGCUACAGGCAAUGGAAGUGAACAGCACUUCGCCCCACAGCAACUCCAGCAGUGACAGCGGCUCAAGUGGGACGACUGAGUCAAACGAUGUGGGAAACUUUGGAGUCUCUACUCGGCUGACGCCGGUGAACCAGGAUGUCAGCCUCCACCAGGCCUCCCUCCCCAGCUGCAGCCAAGACUUCCCCCAGAUUUUCACCCCCCAGUUGGACUCUACUAGCAUCCCGCCGAGAACCACCAUGCUCAGACUAUCCUCCAGCAACUCCAGCAACAUCAACUCCACGUUUGGAGCCACUAACCUGACCGGGAUCUUUCUGCCGCCACACAUUAAUAGUUCUAGUACCAACAUCACAUCCACGCCUAUCCUGCCCGAUCCAUUCAGCAACCUGCUGGAAGAGUCCAUGCUCGAUGAGAUCAGCCUGCUGGACCUCGCCAUGGAGGAGGGCUUCAGCCAGGCCCAAGCUUCCCAGCUGGAGGAUGAGCUUGACUCAGAUUCUGGUCUUUCCCUGGACUCCAGCCACAGCCCGGCCUCCCCAAGCAGCUCCGAGACAUCCUGCUCUUCGGCAGCGUCUUCGUCUUCGACGUCCGCCACCUUCUCCGAGGAGGGAGCUGUGGGCUACAGCACGGACUCUGAGGUCGCCACCGCGGAGACGGAGGAAGGUGCUGUCGGUGGUUAUCAGCCCGGGUACAGUAAGCUCUGCCGCAUGAGCUAUCAGGACCCCUCCCAGUUCCACGGCCUCCCUCAGCUCGACAGCAUCGGCCACAAUCAUACCUACAACCUGCCGCUUUCCUCUGCGUUCGAUGAGCAUCCGGAGCUCCCCCUUUCAACCGGGAAGAAGACCGUCCGCGACAAACACUCAAAGCUUCAGCCUUCUCAGGACUUGCUCGACAAGCACUCGAGUCGCGACGAACGCCGAGCCCGGUCCAUGAAAAUCCCCUUCUCCAACGAGAAGAUCAUCAACCUGCCUGUGGAGGAGUUCAACGAGCUUCUCGCCAAGCACCACCUGAGCGAAGGCCAGCUAGCGCUCAUCCGCGACAUCCGCCGGCGCGGCAAGAACAAGAUGGCGGCCCAGAACUGCCGCAAGCGCAAGCUGGACACCAUCAUAAACCUGGAGCAGGGCGUCCAUGACCUGCGGCGCGACAAGGCCCGCCUGCUGAAGGAGAAGAUGGAGUUCAUCCGCUCCAUCCGGCAGAUGAAGCAGAAGAUGCAGAGUCUGUACCAGGAGGUGUUCACUCAGCUCCGGGACGAGGAGGGCCGGCCCUAUCCUCCCAACGAGUACUCGCUCCAGUACAGCGCCGACGGCAGCGUGCUCAUCAUGCCUCGCGGCGUGACGACUGCUGAGCAGAACCGUAAGCCCGAGAAAAAACAAAAAGACAAAAAGAAGUGAAGGGGGAGGGAGGCAAACUGCUGUUUAUUCUAUCACUUUGCUAAAUCAAUAAGAACGAUUUCUGCAGAUGCAAGAGAGAUGUCCUUUUUUCCUUUAAGAAGAUUCUGGUGAGUAGAAAAAAUGGCAUUGUUGACUACUCUUCCUGCAUUAGUUUCUCCCCUUUCAUUCUGUUCCCACAUUUUUUCCCUGGAAACAACUUUGAAGCAGAAGUAGCUCUUCGUUUGAGUACUGAUAUUUCAUUAUUUAGACGGGGGGGGGAAACGAUAAGCGAGGAGACGAGGGACGUAAAAGGACAUAAAAUGAGCUAUUAGAAAAAUUUUAGCUGCUCUUGAUCCUUUUGCACCGAAAACCGCUGAGGAUGGAUUUGUAGGGUAAAAAACGAGGGACUGGUGACGUGAAAAGUGGGAGUAAAAGAACACUGUCGACGAGGACGGUUGGAGUACCUAUGCACCGAAGGUUUUAAAGGACAGAUCACAUCCCACCCUGGAGACUUUUAGUGAUUUUUUUGUCACUGAGGCUUUUAAGUUCAGGCAAAGAAUGGUUGUGAGAGUUUAGAUACCAAAGGCUACAGGAAGUCCAUCAUUUUAGGAUUAACACCUAUACUAACCAAAGGUUGUAUGGUGAUCUGAAAACAUCUUAAAUGCUCAAACGCUGAACUCCAAUUCUGUCGGUUUGUGCGUCGCAAAAUCCACAGUUUUUGAGUCAGUCUGUCGGCGGCAUCUAAGUUUAGAAGGCCCUGAAGAGAUUGGGUUUGAUGUGUGGAUGUUGAGACGAGAAGGAGUUCAGAGGAUGAGAGAGUGUUGCUGGGCCGGCCACUGCUAAAAGAGGCCCGGAGGUGAAGUCCUGCGAGAGGAGCAAAUGGGAUGUCUUAGGGAGGAGACGCACUGCAUUGCAAAAUGUAUCAACUUCCUUAUAAAUUAUACAUAGCACUGUAAUUUGUCUUUAAAAAGGCUUGGCUAUAUGCAUUUUGCCGUGUCUGUCGCUGUUCCUUCGCUGCAGGUUUAAAUACGGGAGCUGCGUUUAGGAAGGCUCUUAUUAACUGUUCAUAAUCUGUAGUAUAAGCAAGGUUAUAGGUCACAUCAGCUUCAUGUAAAAGUCUACACUCUUUUUUUGUUGGUUUUAAAAAGCCUGUAAUCAUAAAGAAGAUGAUGGGCCAGGAGCUCCAGAGGUUUCCACCGACUCCAGGCUGUCAGUUAUGGAUCAUUAUUUUUUGUUUCCUCUUUGACGCCUCGUUUUAAGCACUAAUUUAAUUGUCGCUGUGGUAAAGCGAUAUCCCGUUUAAUUAAUUUAUUUGCCAACGUUACCCAACUGAAAGCCACUUGAGGCACUUUUUAUUUUUAACUGCUGUAAAAGCCGAGUCGUUGGCUUAAAUAUUACGAGUCCUAUGUUUUUAAGUUGUUUUGUGUUGAUAAUAACAAAGUGAGCCAAGUUAUCAAAUGAGAUAAAAAAAAAAGGUUAUUUGAAUGUGUGAAAUGACGGUGUGUGUCGUGGCCACUUUGAUUUGAAUGCCUUUUAUUUCACUCAUUAUCUCUCACUUUUAAUGUUUUGAGAAGUGAAGGUUCUCAAAGUAGAAGUGCUAUUACUCGUCUAUUUGAAUGAGGUUCUGUCGGUACAUGUUACAUCGCCCUCUUUUAACAAAAAGAAAAAAUAGGUCAGUUGUUGCAGCUGCGAUACGGUUAGGCUAGAAUAUUUACAAGAGGCUGAACAGAACUCGCAACAUUAAGAUGAUGUCCAAAAAAAUAGUUUUUUGAAAGGAGAAGUGUCCUCAUUAAAUGUGAUAUUCAGGCAUGAAACUCUGGUUAACAUUCACGUCAGUGUAACCCAGUCGGUACGACACCCAACUAUUUAGUACUGCUACUACUUAGUGCACUUUUCUUUUUUUUUUGUCUGUCUUGUUAUGUAAAUAUUUUCAUGUUUGUGUUUGUCAUGAUUUAUGUAGUUUGUCAAAUGUCUCCAUAACGGUCUCACCCUCUGCUUUCAGUUUGGAUGUAGUUCCCUCUGUUUUGAGAUAUUUGCCGGCAAUCAAGAAUUGUUUUUAUUGAUUAAUAAAGUGUUUUUAUUUUCA
This is a messenger RNA of Sebastes umbrosus (honeycomb rockfish), 5181 nucleotides long. RefSeq names its product nuclear factor, erythroid 2-like 1b (gene nfe2l1b). Gene Ontology annotation, molecular function: RNA polymerase II cis-regulatory region sequence-specific DNA binding; DNA-binding transcription factor activity, RNA polymerase II-specific. Gene Ontology annotation, biological process: regulation of transcription by RNA polymerase II. The record is from RefSeq and is a predicted model, not a curated record. NCBI's taxonomy places the organism in Eukaryota, Metazoa, Chordata, Actinopteri, Perciformes, Sebastidae. The transcript is spliced from 6 exons. Gene Ontology annotation, cellular component: nucleus. Bases 711 to 3116 code for a protein of 801 amino acids.